AUGGCUGGAAAAUUCGAACCCAAGGAGCCUGUGCAGCUCAACCCCCCCAAGGAUGACCCCAUCACCCUGGAGGAGCUAUCCAAGUGCAACGGCGUCGAUAGCGACAAGAUCUACGUCGCCAUCAAGGGCAAGGUAUAUGAUGUAACCGGCAACCCCUCGUAUCUGCCGGGCAAGGCCUACCACGUCUUCACUGGCAAGGAUGCUUCCCGCGCCCUUGGCAUGACCUCGACGAAGCCAGAGGACGUGGUUGCCGACUGGUCGACUCUGAGCGAAAAGGAGAAGGGCGUUCUGCAGGACUGGAUCACCUUCUUCUCCAAGCGCUACAAUAUCGUCGGCGUCGUCGCUGGAACUCGGGAGCAGGCUGUGAGGGAUGAUGCGCUGCAUGGCGCAGAAAAGGAGUCGAGUAAAAAGAGCCCACUAGAAAAGGAUAUCCCAGCAUUCCACUUUGUAGGCCAAGGCGGCACCUCUACUGGGCACAUCAUCGGCAGUCGUCUCAACUUCCGUACUCUGUCUCGGGUCGGCUUUUUGAGGUCGUACAAAGAUGACCCAGGUACCGGGAAACCAGUCUACCCUGGUCAACCGCAGAUAGGGCUGUACAUGCAUGGUCGUGCGAGCUUCAACGUUGCCAGAAUCUUGGGCUACGACGAACAACCGUGGCUCUCAUAUCAUGGAGGAGCAAGUAAAUUGCAAUACCCGGUACUGGAAAGGUAA
Molecule: messenger RNA, 711 nt
Organism: Cordyceps militaris CM01
Lineage: Eukaryota; Fungi; Ascomycota; Sordariomycetes; Hypocreales; Cordycipitaceae
Product: progesterone binding protein, putative
Exons: 7
Coding region: 1-711 (236 amino acids)
Cellular component (GO): endomembrane system; membrane
Source: RefSeq, a predicted model, not a curated record